GGGGGGUGUGCGUGUGUGGCUGGGUCUCCAGGCUCUCUAGAGCUCUCAUUGGCUUGUGGCAGCAGGAAGUGGGAGGUGGAAAAGUCAGAUCUCUGCUUGUUGUUGUCUGAGCUGCAGGGUUUGCUGUUGCCAUUAUGGCCCAAAGGGCCUUCCCGAAUCCCUACGCAGACUAUGACAAAUCCCUGGCCACAGGAUACUUUGACUCUUCAGGGCGGCUGACUCCCGAGUUCACUCAGCGCCUGAACAAUAAGAUCAGGGAGCUGCUUCAGCAGAUGGAGAGAGGCUUGAAAUCUGCCGACCCCAGGGACUGCACUGGCUACACUGGCUGGGCAGGCAUUGCUGUGCUUUACUUGCACCUGUAUGAUGUGUAUGGAGACCCUUCCUACCUCCAGGUAGCAGAGGCAUACGCGAAGAAGAGCUUGAAUUGUCUGACAAAGCGCUCCAUCACCUUCUUGUGCGGGGAUGCUGGACCUUUGGCAGUGGCUGCCGUUGUGUACCAUAAAUUACAGGAUGAGACGCAGUCGGAAGCCUGCAUCACUCGCUUGCUUCAGCUGCACAAACUUGACCCGCGAGCACCUGAUGAAAUGCUCUAUGGGCGCAUGGGAUACCUGUACGCACUGCUGUUCGUGAACAAGCAUUUCGGAGCGGAAAAAAUCCCUCAAAACUAUAUUCAGCAGGUCUGCGAUGCAGUUGUGGCAUCCGGGGAGAGCCUGGCGAAAAGGAGGAACUUCACAGCCAAGAGCCCGUUGAUGUAUGAGUGGUACCAGGAGUAUUACAUAGGGGCUGCCCAUGGCCUGGCAGGAAUUUAUUACUACCUUAUGCAGCCCGGCCUUGGCGUGAGCCAAGUGAAGUUACAUAACACAGUCAAACCCAGUGUGGAUUAUGUCUGCCAACUGAAGUUCCCAUCAGGCAACUACCCCCCUUGUAUUGAUGAUGCCAGAGACCUGCUUGUCCAUUGGUGUCACGGGGCACCUGGCGUGAUCUACAUGCUCACACAGGCCUAUAAGGUGUUUGCUGACCAGCAGUAUCUGAGUGAUGCGCUGCAGUGUGCGGAAGUGAUCUGGCAGUGGGGAUUGCUGAAGAAAGGUUAUGGGCUGUGCCAUGGGACAGCUGGCAACGCUUAUGCCUUCCUAACGCUGUACAACCUCACUCAAAACAUGAAAUACUUGUACAGGGCCUGCAAGUUUGCAGAGUGGUGUUUGAGUUAUGGGGAGCAUGGGUGCCGGACUCCAGACACGCCCUUCUCUUUCUUUGAAGGAAUGGCUGGGACAAUAUAUUUUCUUGCUGAUCUCCUGGUACCAACAAAGGCCAAGUUCCCAGCAUUUGAGCUAUAAAGCCCUUCCCAGCAGUUCCCUGCACGAAUCCCACUGCACUCCACAUCCGUUGGACAAGGAGAUGGAGCUUGCUCGAGUCUCUUUUCAAACUCAUCUCUUGUAAAGUAAAGGCGUUCUGUUGAUGGUUUCAGUUCUUUUCCAUAUUUAAAAUUUUUCUAGUGCUCUUUUUGCUUUGUUUAGAUUUUUAAAAAAAAUGUGGUUUUUGUUAUUGGUUCCUAAAGAUGGGAAAUGUACAGUAUUUUGUUGGAUAUGCAAACUCAGAGCUUUGCUAUUUUAUGUAUCUGAAUUCCAGGGAGAAAGUUUUUUCUAUUGAAUGUAACUUUGUCCAUUUAACUUUGUCAUGAGUAACAGUGAUAGAAGCUUAGAGUAUUGUCUUUGGAAAACAAAAGAUGAAGUCUUAUGACUAUUACCUCCUGUUGGCACCUAAGUAUUCUCUCUCCUAAUCAUGGAGUUCUAACUGAACUGCUGCUUGGGCAGUUGACUGUGAUGGACUGUGGAGACGGAAGUUAUUUCUUAUGCCAUCCUCUUGGCAGACUGCAACUGUCACAGCUAUCACUGACAUGCCAACGUCCUCUCUUAAUCCUCACACCUUUCUGCUUUGUAAGCAGACUGUGUUUCACUCUUUGUGCAUUUUGUCAGCGAUGAGAAUACAUAAUCCAUAACCUAUUGUGCAGAUUUCACCAUAUUCUGCUAAACGCUGCAGGAGAAAGCCUUCAGUCACUGAAAGUGUCAGUUCAAAAGAGUUAAGUUACUGCCAAGUGUGAUCUUUCAUGUUCAGUUUUGAAAAACUUUCUGCGGUCUUCACUUAAAAUUAUAUGUAACAUUGCAGCUGUUAGCCUGGUGAACCAGGCCUGGAAACAGAAGUUGUGGGAAAAGAAAACUAUUUCGUUAAGUUUUGUCAGUUUUUAAUCUGUUAUAUUUGUAGCUCUACCAGCUUCUUAAUCCCUCCUACUUCUUUAAUCAGCUUCCAUGAACCUUAGUAACUCGGUUCGCUUGUUACUACUCAUUGUAGCCUGAUACGUGAACAAUAAUCCAUCUGAAAAGUAGCUGGAAAAUCUGCCCCAAAUUGGUACUGAUCGAAUACCUUGUCCAGUCAAUGGGCUAGAUCCUUGUUGGCUGUAAAUCGGAAUUAAUCCAUUGAUGGAGUUUCACUCACUUACACCCGCUGAGGGUCUGUCCUAGUAAACUCUUGUCCUGCUAACGAAUGUGCUCUGGUAAAGGAGCACGCUCCAUCGGCUGCUGGAGUUCCUGAACCUGCUUCUUGGCUCUUCCAUUGGCUGCUGGAGGCGACCUCUUAUUCCUCAACUUGCCCCAGGCCUGAAGAAGGGUGGAAAUGGUUUUGAUAUUUCAAGGCUGCGGACAGUGAGUAGCUAGAAACACUAAUAGAGCCUAAAGACUGCAUCUCGCUUAGAAAAUCAUCUCCAACUCACUUACGUGAACUGCCUGAGCAAGCAGCGUAAACUGUAUUCUGCACAGACCCCUUUGCCACUGCAAGCAGUGCUUUCAUUGACUUUCUCACUACAGGUUUCAGCAUUGAUUGUGUGGACAGCUAAUUAGAAAAAUUGGAAACACAGUGCAGCUAAUUUGCUGUUCGCUGGGUGUCCCAGUUGAAAGCAUCAAGCUCAUUUGGACUAGCUAAGCCUCUCACUGCCGUGUUUCUGAGCUUUUAAGACUGCGGUGAAUAACCCAGAGGAAAAAAAAAAAGUGAUCUCCAGGAUUUGAGUAAUUGAAUAGUUCUGGGGAAGUCCUAUAGAUGAAGCCUACUGUAAGUUAACUUGAAUCUUGCCUGUAGUGACAACUGAUUUGAGACCCCUGUCUUGGUUUUUUGGAUUUCUGUUAAACAUAAUUCCUAUUAAAGAAAAAGUUCAUGCAGCCUGUUGCACAGAAUAUUCCAGCAGCAUGUAUGCUACUGUACUUGUACAUGUACUACUUGAAAAGCGCAGGGGACAUGAUGUACAAGUCUUAGGUUGAAAGCUGUUUAAUAAAAUGCUGAAACAAA
Chrysemys picta bellii (western painted turtle) is the source of this 3333-nucleotide messenger RNA. It is a transcript of the gene LANCL1, whose product is annotated as LanC like glutathione S-transferase 1. Gene Ontology annotation, biological process: carbohydrate metabolic process; peptide modification. Gene Ontology annotation, cellular component: plasma membrane. NCBI's taxonomy places the organism in Eukaryota, Metazoa, Chordata, Testudines, Emydidae. The record is from RefSeq and is a predicted model, not a curated record.